GCGGGAUUCUGUUAACUGCCGCGGGAGGUCCGGACAGUGGCGGCCAUGGGACUCGAGGGUGACAGAAGACACAUUUCUUAACUGGCUUGCUCUGAGAACUGAUGCUUGAACCACCUCAGCAUGGCCAGUAGAAGAGGAGGUGGGCAAGGCCAGCCUCCUUCAGUGUCGCCUUCCCCGGGUAGCUCUGGAAACCUUUCCGACGAUAGGACCUGCACCCAUAAUAUAUGCAUGGUGUCAGACUUUUUCUACCCAAACAUGGGAGGCGUGGAAAGCCACAUUUACCAGCUCUCUCAGUGCCUCAUUGAGAGGGGGCACAAGGUCAUAACUGUCACCCAUGCUUAUGGAAAUCGAAAGGGCAUCCGUUACCUCACCAAUGGCCUCAAAGUUUACUAUUUGCCUCUGAGAGUCAUGUACAACCAAUCUACAGCCACGACUCUCUUUCACAGUCUGCCAUUGCUCAGGUACAUAUUUGUUCGGGAGAGAAUUACGAUAAUCCAUUCCCACAGUUCUUUCUCUGCCAUGGCCCAUGAUGCUCUCUUCCACGCCAAGACAAUGGGGCUUCAGACAGUCUUCACAGACCAUUCCCUUUUCGGAUUUGCUGAUGUCAGCUCGGUGCUUACAAACAAGCUUCUAACUGUGUCUCUUUGUGACACAAACCACAUCAUUUGUGUCUCUUACACUAGUAAGGAGAACACUGUACUCAGAGCAGCACUGAAUCCUGAAAUAGUGUCCGUCAUUCCUAACGCUGUAGAUCCUACUGACUUCACUCCAGACCCAUUUAGGAGGCAUGAUAGUGUAAUAACUGUUGUUGUUGUCAGCAGACUUGUUUACAGAAAAGGGACUGAUUUGCUUAGUGGUAUAAUACCUGAACUCUGUCAGAAAUACCAAGAAUUACAUUUCCUAAUUGGAGGAGAGGGACCAAAGAGAUCGGGGACAUUGCCAGCUCCAGAAAAUAUCCACAAUGUAGUGAAGACUUUCUACACCUGGCGGAACGUGGCAGAGAGAACUGAAAAGGUGUAUGAGCGAGUGUCGAAGGAAACUGUUUUGCCAAUGCACAAGAGAUUGGACAGGCUCAUCUCACACUGUGGCCCUGUGACCGGCUACAUGUUUGCUUUGCUGGCCGUGCUCAGCUAUCUCUUCCUCGUUUUCCUGCAGUGGAUGACUCCAGACUCUAUCAUUGAUGUUGCAAUAGAUGCUACUGGGCCAAGGAGAGCCUGGACUCAUCAAUGGCCUCGUGAUAAGAAAAGAGAUGAGAAUGAUAAGAUAUCCCAAAGCAGGUAGAAGCAAGCCCAAGUUAACAAGUCCUAUUAGAUACUUGCAAUAGUCCUGUUAGCAUUUGAAAGGAAUUUUGCUCGUUUGUUGUUGGGCUUUAGAGUUGGAUUUGUAAAUUAUGCUACCUCUGUAUGGUUCACUUUUGUUGUUGAAAGAAGAUAAACACUUAUGCAAUUCCUGAGUGUGGGAACUCCUUGCACUUCUUUAAAAUUUAGGGGAUAAUGGUUUUAGCCACUCAGGUAGGACAUUUUCCAGAUUACUGAGAUCCCCUAAGCAGAGAUGUUUUAACAUUAUAUUUUGGGAGCCUUGGGUGCUGAAAGGCCAAAUGUUUCUGGAUUGUUUUUGGCCAAUUUUUCACAUUAUACCAUUAAUCCACAUUCACCAGAUGUUUACACGCUUUCUUUAGGGAGGUACAACAGUUAUGUGAACUGUUUUAAGGCAAGGUCAUGUAUCUUUCUCUGGACAUCAUUGAAGUCAUGUUCCUAGACACUUACUGGGUCCACUCAAGGGAUCCAUGCCAUCGGAUUUCUUGAGCAAGACCAUCUAUUGGUUGCCAGCAUGUUUGAACACCUGCUGUGUAUGAAAAGUUGACCUAGAUGGUUCCUGAGACNAAGGACUAGUUAANGAGGAGUGGUAAAACUGUCUACAUGGCGAAAUGCUCAAGCUACUGAAUGACAGGAAAUCAUCACUGGCAUACACCAAGUACCUUUCUGAUCCUGUUUUAUGUAUAUGCAUUCUCUUAGGAAGAGCCCUUAUCUUCCUCUCUCUCUCUGUGUGUGUGUGUGUGUGCGUGUGUGUUGUUGCUUUUUACGUUCUAUGGAUUGACCGACCGAUACAACUGUUGAUGCUCGUGCUGGCCAACCCUCUGCUUUUAUAGUGCACAGUUCAGUCCUCCAUAAAUGCCUUUAUGGUUUCUAAGCAGAACAGAACAGGUGUGCCAUCUCAAAACCAGCUGCUCUUCCUGUCCUCUGUGGAAGCCCCUUCCUGUCACUCUGGUCUAGCCGAUCUCUGAUAAGUAUUGCCAGUGUGUGGAAAGGCUUUUCUCCAGAAUGGUUUAUUUAUAUCGUAUUAAUUCUGAAACUCNGCAGAGCUCGCAGGCUUUUUGUGGGUGGAAUUUCUCAAUUGUAAUUAAGGUUUUCCAGAGCCAUGGGUUUUUAAAUCCCAAACUGUAUGUGAUAGGUAUUAUUAAUCCUUUGAACUCUUUCGCACGGGUUUGUGUGUGGAACAGACUAAAAUGAGAGCAGCGAGCCACUUGUGGGUGUUCCAUUCUGUCAGUAUUGUGAUUCUGUACAGGAGUUUUUUUAGUGACAUUUGCAAAACUUUUAAAAGAGUAUCUUAACAUGCCUAUUACUUGGUUGCCACAGAUAUAAAAGAGAUAUAUUUGUGUUUGGUUUCUAUGGAAACAUAAAUAGAGUAGAGAGUAAUUUUUAAAAUAUAGAAGUUAGGGCUUCUUUUAUUGGAGAAAAUGAUCUUGUCCAAACCAUUCAGUCUUAUUUAAAUCUUUAUGCGCUGAGACAGGCGUACAGGUUAACAGUGCCAAUAUCCAUGGUAGACUGAGGCAUGUGUAACACUUGGCUGUAUUUAUUCUACACUAUUAUUUCUUCUAUGUUUGCUUCUAGCUUUUAUUAAAAUAUCAUUAAAUGCUUCAGUUGUUCUUUAUUUAAGAUGAACGUAGAAUUGAAAAUUAAUUUGCUCUUGUGGGCAAAUAUGUAAUUUAUGAAUUAAAAUUGUUUUCCUUUUUUGAACAAGUAAAAAUAAAAUUUGUCUGACAGAAACCAUUUUCAGGCUUCCUGGAUACCUUAGUUGUCAGUGUUGUACUGGUCAGGANGUGGGAACACUCUUCCACUGUGCUACUCAUAAUUAUCUGAAAUGAAAUUAGUGUGGAUGAGGAAUCGUUGGAAAGAUACUGUGUUGCUUUUGAUGUCAUACACAUGAAACCAGUGUGCUAAAACAUGCUCAUGUCCAGUAAUAAAGAUGAGAACGCUGUUUUAAUAGUCUUACUUUUGUCUCAGUUUGUCUUAUUUUGUGGACAGGAUGUU
Mus caroli (Ryukyu mouse) is the source of this 3311-nucleotide messenger RNA. Lineage: Eukaryota; Metazoa; Chordata; Mammalia; Rodentia; Muridae. The record is from RefSeq and is a predicted model, not a curated record.